This is a messenger RNA of Clunio marinus, 885 nucleotides long. Lineage: Eukaryota; Metazoa; Arthropoda; Insecta; Diptera; Chironomidae. The record is from the annotation of a GenBank genome assembly.
AUGUUAAAAUUAAUAAAAGUAUUCAGACCUUUGGGUAGUAAUCAAAAAAGUGUCUACGGUGAUACAACUCAUCGUAUGUUAUCUAUGUUUGAUAUCAAUGAAAAUCUAUAUUUGUGUACUGACAAACCAAGAUCCAUUGAAUUUGACAAAAAAACAUUGAGUUGGUUUUAUGGGCAAAGAAGGCAUAUUAACAAGUAUAGUAAACUUUAUACAGAUCAAGGAAUGGAUGUUCUUGUUGUUCGGAUAAAUUUAAUACAAUCUUUGUUUGAUUUAAAAGGUGUCGAGAAAUUUGGACAGGAUAUCGCUGAUGUUUUAAACAGCAACGAGAAAUACUAUAAGGAAAUAUUUAUUCAUUCUUUCUCUGCUGGUUGUGGAAUGUACGGUGUUGCACAAAGAAUGAUAAAAAAGAAUUUAGAUAAAUAUGGAAACGUUCCCAAACGGGUAAUUGGACAGAUUUGGGAUUCAAUUUCUCAUCAUAAGAUGACGAUUGAAGCAGUUCCACUUGCACUCUUUCCCAACAAUAUUUUCAUGCAUUCAAUAGUCAAAGGCUUAUUAUGGUGUCAUUUAACAUUUUACUUUCCUCUUAAACCACAUUAUGAAGACUGUUAUGAUAAUUUUUAUAAUAAUUUAGCAAGAGCUCCAGCUCUGAUAAUGGCAUCAAAAGCCGAUGUGCUUGGGAAAGUAGAAUUUGCUGAAGAAGUUGUGAGAAGAUGGAGAACUAAUGGUGUGAAUGUGACUUAUCAUUGUUUCGACGACUCGGCACAUCUCAAACAUAUGCAGAAAUAUCCAAAAGAAUAUUUAAAGCUUGUAUAUGAUCACUGGGAAUUGAUUCAACUGAAAUUAGGUGAAUUAGAUGAAACUUCUGAUUAUUUUUGUCAAGUUUAG